GGAGGCUGGUCUCCCAUGGUAACGGACCGCGAGCCCUGGCUGCAGCUGGACCUCCGGGAGCGCAUGGAGGUGACGGCUGUGUCCACCCAGGGCCGGGCUAACAGUCAGGACUGGGUCAGCCGCUACAUGCUGCUGUACAGUGACACUGGACAGGCGUGGAAGCAGUACCGGCAGGAGGAUGGGGUGGGGACUUUUGAGGGGAACACAAACGCAGAGGGUGUGGUACAGAACAGACUGUCUCAGCCUGUGAGGACUCGCUUCCUCCGCCUAGUGCCCGUGGACUGGAACCGCAGCGGCUGGAUCGGACUCAGGCUGGAGGUCUACGGCUGCUCCUACAAGUCGGACGUGGCAGAUUUCGAUGGCCGCAGCGCUCUGUUGUACCGGUUCAACCAGAAGUCCAUGUCCACGGUGAAGGAUGUGAUUUCGCUGCGCUUCAAAAGUCGACAGGCAGAGGGCGUCCUGCUGCAUGGGGAAGGGCAGAGGGGGGACUACAUCACCCUGGAACUGCACCGUGGCAAACUGGCUCUCUACCUCAACCUGGAUGACACAAGGUUGCGUUUGAGCAGCGGGCGAGUAGCGGUCACUGUGGGCAGCCUGUUGGAUGACCAGCACUGGCACACGGUGGUGAUGGAGCGCUUCAAUAGACAAGUCAAUCUGACUGUGGAUGCCCACAGCCAGCACUUCACCACCAGGGGGCAGGGCGACUCGCUGGAGGUGGACUAUGAGCUGAGCUUCGGGGGGAUCCCUCUGCCGGGAAAACCAGGAACCUUUCUGCGUAAAAACUUCCAUGGCUGCAUUGAGAACCUCUACUACAACGGCAUCAAUAUCAUUGACCUGGCCAAGAGACGCAAGCCCCAGAUCUACUCUGUGGGUAACGUGACCUUCUCGUGCUCGCAGCCUCAGCUAGCGUCCUGUUCGUUUUUGAGCUCCAGCAGCAGUUACCUGUCCCUGCCCGCCCCAGCCCCCUCCUAUCCCUCCUCCCCCUCCACCUCCUCCUCGACAAUGGGGGGGUUCUCGGUUCGAUUCCAGUUCAGGACGUGGAACCAGGAGGGCUUUCUUUUGGGGGCCCGCCUCAGCCCGGAGCCCCACAAACUGGAGCUGAGCAUCAGUAACAGCAGACUGGUGCUGAGCCUACACAGCGCGGGACAUAAGGCUCAGGCCACGGCAGGGCACAAGGUGAACGACGGCCUGUGGCACUCAGUGAGCCUGGACAGUAGAAACCUGCAGAUCAGCCUGAGCCUGGACUCAGAGCCCCCCUCCACCAUCGACCAGUGGGAGCAGCUACACACCCGUGGCAGCUUCUACUUAGGAGGAUGUCCCGUGUCCGGCUGCAGGAACCCCACCAUCUCGUUCCAGGGCUGUAUGCGCCUAAUCUCCAUCAAUGGUCAACCAAUCAGCCUCCAGCAUGUUCAACAAGGCCUUCUGGGAAACUACAACGAGCUAUUGUUCGACACCUGCUCCAUUAGAGACAGAUGCCUUCCCAACCUGUGUGAGCACGGGGGCCGCUGUGUACAGACGUGGAGCUCCUUCUCCUGUGACUGCUCAGGGACAGGGUACUCUGGCGCCACCUGUCACAACUCCAUCUACGAACCUUCCUGUGAGGCCUACAAACUGAUGGGCAGCUCGUCAGGAUUCUACUCCAUCGACCCCGACGGCAGCGGACCCCUGGGGCCUACCCAGGUCUACUGCAACAUGACAGAUGAGCGUGUGUGGACAGUGAUCACUCACAACACCACAGAGCCGGUGAGGGUGCAGGGCUCCUCAGUGCUCCAGCCUCACAUCAUGGACCUCAACUACAGCGCCUCCUCUGACCAGCUGAGGGCAAUAGUGGCCGGCUCAGAACACUGCCAACAGGAAGUGGUCUACAGCUGCAGGAAGUCCCGCCUCUUUAACACCAAAGAUGGCCGUCCUCUUUCCUAUUGGCUGGACCAGAGCGGGGAGAGGCGGAGCUACUGGGGCGGCUUCCUGCCUGGAGUGCAGCAGUGCUCGUGUAGCCUGGAGGAGAACUGUGUGGACAUGAACUACUUCUGCAACUGUGACGCCGAUACAGACACAUGGUCUAGUGACUCCGGCGUGUUGUCGUACAAAGACCACCUCCCGGUCAGUCGUCUGGUGGUCGGGGACACGGACCGCUCCGGCUCUGAGGCUGUGUACCGCAUUGGACCCCUGCGUUGCUAUGGAGACAAGUCGCUAUGGAACUCGGCAUCGUUCUACCAGGACUCUUCGUACCUGCACUUCCCGCCUCUGCACAGUGAGCUGUCCACAGACGUGUCCUUCUUCUUUAAGACCAGCAGCAGCAGCGGAGUGUUCCUCGAGAACCUGGGCCUCAGCCAUUUCAUCAGGAUCGAGCUCAGCUCUCCGUCGGUGAUCACGUUCUCUUUUGACGUGGGGAAUGGUCCAAUGGUGCUCACAGUAAAGUCCCACCUGCCCCUGAAUGACCGACAAUGGCACCAUGUCCGAGCGGAGAGGAGCGUGAAGGAGGCACUGCUGCAGGUGGACCAGCUGCCCCUGCGCUUCCUCCAGGCGCCCUCCGAUGGACACACCCGGCUAAGGCUCACCAGUCAGCUCUUUGUGGGUGGGACGUCUUCCCGGCAGAGAGGCUUCCUGGGCUGCAUCCGAACUCUGGUCAUAAACGGCGUGACCUUUGAUCUGGAGGAGCGUGCUAAGCUAGCCCCCGGUGUUAGCCCCGGUUGCCCUGGGUACUGCAGCGGCUCCAGCAGCCUGUGCCAUAACCGUGGGCGCUGUAUUGAGAAGAGCAGCGGGUUCGCCUGUGAUUGCUCCCAGUCGGCCUAUGGAGGGCCCAGCUGCAAAGAAGAAGUGUCAGUGUCCUUUGAGCGCGAGUCCUCGGUCACGUUCACCUUCCAGGAACCCUUCUCGGUGAUGCAGAACCGCAGCUCCCAGGCCAGCGUUUGGAGGGAGAGAGAGAGGGAGCGGGAGGGCAGCAGGGCCAGAGAGGACAUGGCCUUCAGCUUUGUCACAUCGCACAGCCCCGCCAUGCUGCUCAGCGUCUCCACCUUCAGCCAGCAGUACAUCGCCGUCAUACUGGCGCGCAAUGGCAGUCUUCAGAUCUGGUACCAGCUGCAGUCAGACAGAGCCCCGGAUGUGUUCAGUCCCGUGGUGCAUUCACUGUCGGAUGGGAGACUGCACAGGAUACGACUGCACAGAGAGGGGCGGGACCUCUACGUACAGCUGGACCAGGACGUGCACAGGAAGUACCGUUUGUCCUCAGCCUCGGAGCUGGUCUUGAUCCGGUCGCUGACUCUGGGGAAGGUCGUGAGGACGGAGGGUUUCCCAGAGGAGGUGGUGCAGGCUGGGGCACGGGGCUUCGUGGGCUGCCUCUCUUCUGUCCAGUUCAACCAUGUGGCCCCUCUCAAGGCAGCGCUCCUGAACCGAGGGAGCUCCCUGGUCACCAUCAGGGGCCCUGUGGUGCAGUCCAACUGUGGAGCACUGGCCGACACGCUUUCAUCACACAACCUGCUGGAUCAGUCGUCCACGUCGAGUCAGGACACGGAGCAGAGGGACUCUCAGAGUGAUGUGGCUCUAAUAGCAGGAGUGGUGACGGCGGUGUCCUUCAUCACCGUGUGCGUGGUCGCCGUGGUGACGAGGCUCCUGUACAGGCGGCAGGUGCAGAGGGGUGACCCGGGCUCGCACAAGGACAAACAGCAGAGGAGCACGGAGGAGCCCGCCUUCAGGACAGAGCUACACCUGCACCACGCCAUGAGGGACAGCAUCAAGGAGUACUACAUCUGAACUGCUACUACUACUGCAAAUACUACUACUACUACUGCUACUACUACUGCAAAUACUUCAGGAGCCUUCAGGACGCCAAUGAAGUACAGGAAGAAGAGAUGUAACAGGGCUAGAGAAGGAGCAUAUCUAGAGUCAUACUGGGUUAGCAGUGUUGGCCAAUCUGUGGGUUUCAAAAUGAUGAUAAAUUAGAACCAUUGUCAUAGCAAUUAGCAAUUUAAAACAAAAUAGUAUAUCUUU
Molecule: messenger RNA, 3987 nt
Organism: Periophthalmus magnuspinnatus
Lineage: Eukaryota; Metazoa; Chordata; Actinopteri; Gobiiformes; Gobiidae
Product: contactin-associated protein-like 5
Exons: 21
Coding region: 16-3750 (1244 amino acids)
Source: RefSeq, a predicted model, not a curated record